AUGCAAUAUAUUUAACAACUAGAUCUAUCUCGUUACAUUCCUGGUGGAGAAGCACUUAAAACACCUUGUAACUAGAAUAAGGCAGAUAAAGUUAAACUAUGGGAAUUAGCUAAAUUAAGAUGUGUAUCAUAUUGUUUUCAAUUUACAGGAAGGAUGACACGUGAAUAAAGAUUCAACAUUUUUUGUACAUUUUUCAGAUCUAAAUUAUAUGUACUUCAUUCUAAACUGGCAUCUGAUAUGCAUUAUCGUAAUUUCAUUAAAGAAAUGUUUGAUACUACUAUUUCAAUAGUUCUAUUGAUGGUCAGAUAUGAAUGUGGUGAUGAACUCUAUUAAGAAAUGAGAAGAUACUUCCGAAUUCUUAAGGAUGCUAUUGAUUAUCUUGUUACACAUUACAAUGUUGAAUAAGUCACAACAAUUAUUACUUCAGAAGACUUUCAUAAAAUUAUAUUCUAUCUCAAACUACUUAAUCUAAUGCGAAACAUAAAACAACGUAAGAAAUUCUUAGAACAUUACCCUCAUUCUGCUAUUAAAGCUAUAUAAUAAUGUUAUCUUUAUAAUGUUAUUAUUAAUGGUCCAGUCAAACAUAUAAAAUAUCGUUUUGCUGUUGCCAAUUAAGAUUAUAUAAAAUAUGGAUUACAAUUUAAUAUUGAAAGUAGUAAUAAAUUUGUUAACAAAUAAAGAGUAGCAGAAAUCUGUUGGUAAACCUUGUAUGAUCUCAAUAUUGCUACUACUAUCAAAGAAGGAAUAUGGGAUGAUUUAAAAUUGUAUUUAUGA
This is a messenger RNA of Paramecium pentaurelia, 774 nucleotides long. Lineage: Eukaryota; Ciliophora; Oligohymenophorea; Peniculida; Parameciidae. The record is from the annotation of a GenBank genome assembly.